AUGCCUCGAUUGCUUGUCAAAGAUUUGGAUGCAUAUGAAACCGUCAUCAAAAAGGCACCACCACCAAAUCCUAGUGCCUUGGUCAUUGAACAGCGACAGAAGAUUAAUACGGCAGGCGACCCCUUCACCUCCCUUCCAUUCGAGAUAUGUUUGGAGAUCCUGCGAGAGCUACCAGUUCCUGACUUUAAAACCUCCGCUUUACUUCUCGCAUUAUGGGACAGUUUCUGUUCGAAAACACGUUCUGGAAAACUAGGACAAACUGGCACGAUGUGUAUUGUGCCAGCAAAGAAGAUGACACGCCAGCGAGACAAGCUGCAGGUGCCUGGCUUCGUUGCCUUUAUGUGA
Molecule: messenger RNA, 345 nt
Organism: Penicillium verhagenii
Lineage: Eukaryota; Fungi; Ascomycota; Eurotiomycetes; Eurotiales; Aspergillaceae
Product: Leucine Rich Repeat domain protein
Exons: 2
Coding region: 1-345 (114 amino acids)
Source: RefSeq, a predicted model, not a curated record